Molecule: messenger RNA, 4494 nt
Organism: Sclerotinia sclerotiorum 1980 UF-70
Lineage: Eukaryota; Fungi; Ascomycota; Leotiomycetes; Helotiales; Sclerotiniaceae
Exons: 4
Coding region: 1-4494 (1497 amino acids)
Biological process (GO): signal transduction; regulation of GTPase activity
Cellular component (GO): cytoplasm
Source: RefSeq, a predicted model, not a curated record
AUGUCACAACUCUCGCAACAGGCCGAAAGACCUUUUGAUACCCAGAUCCAUUACCUGCCACAGGAAAGCCCCACAGCUGGUCGCACCCAACUUCUUCAAUCAGCAAACCACUCUUCGCCUGUCUUGGAAACGCGCAAUAGGUCCCUGCACAAGGCUGCUCCUAGUCCUCUACAAACAAGUACUACUCCUACAUCAACUUCAAGCAGUGUCACUCCGACAAGAACCACAUUCCCUAUGAAAGGUUCUGGCGAUCGACACCCACUCAUAAGUACGAAAUCAAGUCAGAGCCCUCUGGAGGAGCCUCGAUCGCCAAAAGAGCGCCUUGAUGAUUUACUAGCGACCGAGAAGAACUUCUAUACUUCUGAACAAAGUGUCAAACCACCGCAAACACCGGGCAAUACGAGAUACGGCAGACCAUUACAAGAAGCGAAUUCGAAUGCCCCGAUACGAAGUGUCUCUGAUCCUGUCCUGGCAAACGUAGGUUCGACCUCACCUACCAGUAAACCACCCACGAUGGCGUCUACCACACCUGCCCAUCGUGUCGAGAUGGGUCGACCACCUCCCCGCACCUCUUCAAUUGACUCGGCUAUUUCUUCAAUAUCGAGCAGUGGACAUUCACACAAGAAUUCGCAGGACUCUAAAGGCUCGAGUGCACAAUUUGAUGUCGCACAACUCAUUCAAGCGGCAGGAUCAUCAGAGGCUGCUAUACAAUAUUUGAUCAAGGAAAAGCAAUCACAAACCGCGCAGAAUUCACAGUUAUGGCGUUUGGUAGAUAAACAGAGAGCUAUGAUUUUGGGCUUAAACAAGGAUCUUGAGCGCGCUCUCAAAGAUAAGGAACGAUAUAGGAAAAAGCUGAAGGAGAAUCUCACACAGCAUGCCGCGCCUUCACCCGUAGAUUCGACACAAGGUCCAACGUCGGAAUCAGGAUCGAUGACUUCGGAAUCGAGGGUUACCGAGAUCUCAGCUCAAAAGAGUAUUGAUGGUCAUUUGAAGUCUGAUGGAUCAAAGGAUGGUUCCCAGGCGCAACACUCGCCUAUAGAUUGUGCUUUAGCACCUUAUCCAAUCACUCCUCCAGCAUUAGCAACCACUGCAAUGUCUAAUAUGGUAGUAGCCGAGCACAAGAUGCCUUCGCCGACUAAACAUGCAUUUCAGCAAUAUAAUCCUGACUCUCCACCUCUCGGAUUUGAGGCAUCUCAACUACAGCGGAAGAACCAAACGGUGGCUGUUAAUAUGCCAUAUGAUGUAACCGUUCCACCUUCAAGGAAUCUUCCAUCUGAUUCCCCACGGGGGCCGCCUCCGAUAGCACCACCGCCUCCGCCUAUAUCAUCUCAAGGCCCUUCGUUAGCGAUUGUAGAACCAUCGCCAAAGUUUGAUCAUGGAUCUUCCAAAUUUCCACAGCCGAGAAAAGCCCCGCCGGCACCACUUAAUCUUGGCAAAAUGAGUGAACCAAGUAAUCAUUUACGUCAGGCACCGGAGACGAAAGAAGAGUCUGAUUCAGACUAUGACGAUAUAUUGGAAGUUGGUGAGGUCCCGGCGUUUCCUGAGAGAGGUCGACGAAAGACCAGGGAAGAGGACGAUCGAGUGCGGGAGAUUGCAGCGGCGAAAGAUGCGGAGGCAAGGAGCCUGUCAAAGAAAAGUUCGAAAGGCAGCGUUAAAGGAACACCAAAAUCGACAUCGACCACCCCAAAGGAACCAGUACCAGCGAUGCCUCUAAGUCCCCGACCAACAGUCCCGAUCUCACCACCAGAUGCUCAUUUGCGGACUCUUUCCCCACAAGAUGAGAGUACCAGUUCCUUGGCAGGAAUGUUGAGUGCAUCAAGGUCGCCUCCCGCCAAGGUAGGGUUAAUGUCACCUCCAUUGAUGAGUCCUGGUCUACCACAGAGUCCAAGGCCAAUGGGUAUGUCUUCGAGGACCAAUUCAGCUCAUCCAUCCAUGGCCUCGCCCCCAUUGUCUCCCCGAGGAAUGAACGCUUUCCCAGGUGCUAUCCCAUUAUCGCCACGAGCUCCACGACAGCCGAUCCCUCUUCCUCCUGGUACUCCAAUGUCAAUCGCUUCCCCUCGUGCACCCCGAGCGGAGCCUUUAGUUCUGGUGUCCCCACAGCCAUUGGUGAUUACUAAGAGAUCCGAGGAAACUCUCAACACUCUCAAAUCUGAGGAAACCCUCGUCAAUGGCAGCAUUUAUGAGAGACGUCCAAGCGAUCCUCCACACCUGGGUCACUCUGGAAAUAUAAUUUACAAAGGCCUUGUUACUGAAGAAUACCCAGACCUGCUUCUUCCGCCGAAUGCUUUGCCUUCCAUAGACGUGAAGGUGGCCUCGUCACGUCUGAAGCCAUCAAGAGCUAGUCUCAUGUGCCCGGCGAACCUUGAGACUGAUCCCGUUUUCACUCUCGCAGUAUUUGCAAGGUCAGAUGGCAGAGAGCUAUGGCGAGUGGAAAAGGACUCGGCAUCUCUGGUACAUUUGGACCAAAUUUUGAAACAAUGCCCCACGUUUACAGCCAGGACACCGGACAAAUACCUUUUUAGUGGUCACUCCCCAGCUAAGAUAGAUGCAAGGCGUACCGCACUGGAUAAUUAUCUUGACGAAGUUCUCAACACAGAGCUAGAUACGGAAUCUGCAUUGGAGAUAUGUCGAUAUCUAUCUUCAAAUACAAUGGAGCCACACGCAGAUGACCUAACACCAAGUAGCGAUACAGGUUCCGAAAGUCCUGUGAAGACUGGACCCGGUGGCAGGCCUCUCAAAAAUGGCUACUUGACAAAGAAAGGUAAAAACUUCGGAGGAUGGAAGGCGAGAUUCUUUGUGUUAGACGGCCCAGUGUUCAAAUAUUACGAAUCGCCUGGCGGACAACAUCUAGGGAGUAUCAAACUUCAAAGCGCUCAAAUCGGAAAGCAAUCCCAACAAAGUGAACCAUCACCCUCUUCCAGGGCCGACUCUGAUGACGUUGACAAUCAGUAUCGCCAUGCUUUUCUAAUAUUGGAGCCGAAAAGGAAGGAUUCUUCUAGCCUUGUGCGACAUGUUUUGUGUGCUGAAAGCGACAAGGAACGCGAUGAAUGGGUUGAGGCUCUUCUGCGUUACGUUGAUUACAAGGAUGAAGAUGAGCAUAAUCGUUCAAGCCAUACUCGCUCUGGCUCAAGCGGCUCUCAUCCACACGGAAGGAGAAAGAAUAGUGCUCAGGGGAAGCUGGGCGAAGGCAACGAUUCACGUGCUGGUUAUGAUACGACAAAACAAGGUAGUGUACCCCACGGAUCGAAAUCGAAAAGCUCAGGUACACCUUCACCUCCAUCUCACGCUCACGAAAGAGACCCCAUGUCACUACCACAGUCUCAAUCGAUGAAAUCGAUUUCUGGUCCAAAGAAUGCCCACUUGAUUCAGGAUGCUGGUUCAUGGGGAAACAAAUCAGGACUAUCGCCCCCAGAUGACAAAAUCAAACAGAAGAAGCGCAGCUUUUUUGGAUUCGGCUCAAAACCUAGACCAUCUGUAGAUUUACCAGACGUAUCACUCAACAUUUCAAAUCAUAAUUUGUCACAGAUGGCAUUCGAGCAGCACGGUCCAAUUAGACCUGUUUUUGGAACUCCAUUAACAGAAGCUGUGAGGUAUAAUCACCCGGCUGAUGUUCAAGUUGAGCUUCCAGCGGUCAUAUAUCGAUGCAUUGAGUACCUAGAUGCGAAGAAUGCUGCAGGGGAAGAAGGAAUCUUUAGAUUGAGUGGAUCUAAUAUUGUCAUCAGACAGCUUCGAGAACGCUUUAAUGUCGAGGGCGAUGUCAACUUGGUGACUGACGAUCAGUACUAUGACAUACACGCCGUGGCUUCUCUGUUGAAGUUGUAUUUGAGGGAGUUGCCAACCACUAUUCUGACCCGCGAACUUCACCUUGAGUUUCUCGCCGUCACAGAGCUUCACGAUAUGAACGAAAAAGUCAGUGCUCUUAACGGUUUGGUCCACAGGUUGCCACGAGCAAACAACAUUCUGCUCAGAUAUCUUGCAGGUUUCCUGAUUAACAUCAUUAACCAUUCGGAUGUGAAUAAAAUGACUGUUCGAAAUGUCGGCAUUGUGUUUUCGCCAACCCUCAACAUACCAGCUCCUGUGUUUGCGCUUUUCUUGCAAAAAUAUGAUGCCAUUUUUGAACAGGAGCCUAACGACCAUGAACAUCGUCCCGUAGAGGUGACAGUCACCGCGCCUUCCCUAUCUCCUGAAGAUAUUCGCUCUCCCCGACGCCAAAAGUUCCAACAGGAUCUCCCAACACCCUCUUUUAACCAGCAAUCUUUUGGUCAACAAGGUCCAGGAUUUGCCGGGUUCAGCACAAUGGCCGGACCUGAGUAUGGUAGUCGAGCCAAUACACUAGGAGUCCCUUUUCAAGACCAACAAUACUCGGCCUCUAAAUCGAAGAAAAGAGAAAGUAGCAUGUUUAAUAUGGGAAUGGGAUUAGGACAGAAGAAGUCCACCAAUAGAUUGAAGGAAAAUGGCCUUCGUCUAGCCGAUGAAGAAUCAUUCUUCGAUUAG